Molecule: messenger RNA, 2083 nt
Organism: Plectropomus leopardus (leopard coralgrouper)
Lineage: Eukaryota; Metazoa; Chordata; Actinopteri; Perciformes; Serranidae
Product: arylamine N-acetyltransferase, pineal gland isozyme NAT-10-like
Molecular function (GO): arylamine N-acetyltransferase activity
Source: RefSeq, a predicted model, not a curated record
UGUACUGCCAACAGCAGUUUAAAGCGACGCUGCUGGAUCGGGAGCCAGUGUAUCCAACCUAAAACUAACUUCACCGCGGAGACGCACACUCAUGUACCUGCACUUUAUUUUAAUUAUUUGCCAUGGGAUCUAAAGUUAGCUUAGUUAUUAAAAAAAAAAAAAACAACCUGCGAUGAACUUUGUAACGUGUUGUUAGAUACCGCCCCUACCGACGACACGUGACUCUAACAACUGCAAGGAAGUGAUACUAUCACCCUAAACUGCAACAACAACAACAACGCUAAGCUUAACGGUACAGUCUGAAGGCAAUAUGAAUUUGGAGGAAUACUUUAAAAGAAUUGGUUUCCAUGGCUCAUAUGAUAAACUGGACCUUGCAACACUGAAGUUGAUCCACAAACAGCACAUCAUGUCAAUUCCAUUUGAAAACCUCAGCAUCCACUGUGGAGAGAGGAUCAUCCUGGACCUUGAGGUCAUUUUCAAUAAGAUAGUGAGGAGCCACCGCGGGGGCUGGUGCCUUGAGAACAACUCCCUGUUUGGCUGGGUGCUGAGAGAAAUGGGUUACGACACUACGACACUGGGCGCCAGGGUUUUCUCCAGCACUAGUAACGAUUUCUUACCCACCGAAACUCAUCUGAUCAACAAGGUCGGCAUUGAUGGAAAGGCUUAUAUAACAGAUGUAAGCUUUGGGGUGUCUUCCCAAAUAUGGGAGCCCCUGGAGCUCGUCUCUGGAAAGGACCAACCUCAGGCAGCAGGUGUCUUUGGCCUUAUAGACAGGGGGGACAUCUGGGUGCUGGAGAAAACUGGAAGAAAGCAGGUGGUACUCAAUCCAGAUUUUGCAAAAUCAAGUCUGGUGAGCACGAAGGAAACAAAGCAGAUCUACGGCUUCACCUUGGUGCCUCGGGAGGUCAACCAUUUCUUUGAAACAAACCACACACUCCAGACAGAUCCUACUUCACUGUUCACCAAUAAGUCCAUCUGCUCUUUGCAAACUCCAGCAGGAUUCAGAGCUCUUGUGGGCUGGACCUACAGUGAGGUCACCUACAAACCCGAGGAAGGUGUUGACGUCUUAGACAUGAGAGACAUAACAGAUGAUGAGAUAAAGCAAAUUCUGAGGGAAAAGUUUGACACAAAGCUGCAGAACAAACUGCAGCCUGCAAACAACAAAGCAUGCUACACAAUCUAAAAAAUUGGACAUAUUCGGUUUUCUAAUUGACCUGAAAUGACGUCACAGCCUGUUUUCAUUUAAUGAUGAUCAACCAGUAAAAAAUGAUGAAACUGCUUUUUACAUUUAUUUUUAAAAAUGGAAACCAUGCAAUUGUAUUGCAGCUGAGAAAAGUAGAAUGGACAACAUGUUUUGAUUUAUGUGUAAGAGCAAAAUAUCCUGAUCAAUGCAAAAAGCAAAUAUGCUGUUCUUAAGUAUCACUAACCAAAGAAAAGUUAUUUUCAAUCCUAGAAAAUCUACACUGUUUUUUGCCAUUAUUUUAUGCUUUUGUACCCUUCCUAUACCAAUAUAAUCUGCUAAGAUUCAAAUGGUAGUUUAUCCAGUUAUAGGUAAUGAUAAUGUCAACUGUUAUGCCAAGAUAUUCCAGAUUCUCAUCUUUACUGUGCACUUAAAGUUCAUGCUCAUCAGGUUUUGUAUAUUUUUCUUCUGAAUUAUGGCUGAGCCUGUAAUUUUAUAAGUGAGUUGGAGUAGAAAGAGAACACUUUGAUGAUCCUCUCAAAGAGAAGGAGUAGACUGUUGAAAGAAAUUGGUUUGUUUACAUAAUCAAUGCCCACUGCGUUCAUUUGACUCACAGUAUACUUGUACAACCUAUGUAUGUUCAUUUUAAUCGUAAGAUAAUAUAAAGCAGAGAUUAUCAGAAAGUAAGUUAACAAAGAAAGCAAGAAGAUCAUCUUGAUCUGUGCAUACCAGAUGUAAGAGUAAAAACAGGUAAAAAGUUAAAACCAAGCCAAGCAAAGGUACAGGUCGGUAAGAGUUUCAGUUAUAUAAUGUAAUUUCCUUGUGUUGAUAUAUCCGGGUUACACUGUUAAGUACUGUAAUGGCACAACGUCCAGUUAUUAAAUUCAUAACCAAUCAAACACU